Molecule: messenger RNA, 460 nt
Organism: Trichoderma harzianum CBS 226.95
Lineage: Eukaryota; Fungi; Ascomycota; Sordariomycetes; Hypocreales; Hypocreaceae
Exons: 2
Coding region: 45-314 (89 amino acids)
Source: RefSeq, a predicted model, not a curated record
ACGACCUUCGUGUCGAAGUUGUAUGCCCCCCAGGCAAACGAAUCAUGUGUGGGGCAAAAGAAGGGGAUUUCUUUACUCUUCAAGGAGAAAUGAUCUAUUUACCGCCAAACCAGGGUAUCAGUAUAUAUUCGCUAGCCACCGUUAUCCCACUCCUUCCUGCAAAACAAAGAGUCACGGCUGCAAACGACUGGAUGACAACCGAUGCCCUGAUUGCGUGUCCUGAUCCAAAUUGCCCUUCACAGCUGAAGAUUAUCAGGGAGGGCGUUCGCACAUUCAGUCAUUCUGAAACAACUGUAGUUCCGCUACAUCCUUGAUAGAUAGGGUAUACUGGGCUCAUAGCUAGAAAAUAUGAUAAAUAGGGGAAAGAUAGUCAAUAGUCUCAUCAAUGCAUAAAGCUUGAUUGGUGAUGGGCAGGUUGAUAUCAGGCUAAUAGAACACCGUUUUGAGUAUUGAAUGCGGC